UUUGUAUUGCAGGUAAGAAGCCUGGCAAGAGGAAGUCAGCUGAAAAAUAGGCAAGAGAACCUGAACAUAACUACAUCAACCAUUUUAGAGAGAGAAAGAGGAGAGAGAGUUGAUCCUUCUAAACCACACUCCAUCACCAUUUUAGAGAGAGAAAGAGGAGAGAGAGAGUUGAUCCCUUCUAAAUCACAGUCCAUCACCUGAAGAAUUAUCAGAGAAGCUACCCUCCUAGAGAGAGAGGCAAUAUAGACAUCACAUAGAGAGAGAGAGCCAUAGAGAGAGACCAUGGCAAAGCUGAGUGAAACCUACGCCUGCGUGCCCUCGACUGAGCGUGGUCGAGGAAUCCUGAUUGCAGGGGAUACAAAGACAAACUCCAUUGCUUACUGUAAUGGCCGAUCAGUGAUAAUUCGGAGCCUUGACAACCCUCUUCAAGCCCUAGUUUAUGGCGAACAUGCAUACCAGGCAACAGUUGCGCGAUUCUCACCCAAUGGUGAAUGGGUAGCCUCUGCUGAUGUUUCAGGAACUGUGAGAAUUUGGGGUCGCCACCCCCCUGAUCAUGUGUUGAAGAAUGAGUUCAGGGUCUUAUCGGGGAGGAUUGAUGACCUGGAGUGGUCGCCUGAUGGCCAGCGGAUUGUUGUUUGUGGAGAUGGGAAGGGGAAGUCCUUUGUUCGCGCCUUCAUGUGGGAUUCGGGCUCUAAUGUUGGUGAGUUUGAUGGCCAUUCGAGAAGAGUCUUAAGUUGCUCAUUUAAACCAACACGGCCAUUUCGUAUUGUAACAUGUGGGGAAGAUUUCUUGGUGAACUUUUAUGAAGGGCCCCCUUUUAGAUUCAAGCUUUCCCAAAGGGAGCACUCGAACUUUGUGAACUGUAUAAGGUUUUCCCCAGAUGGAACCAAGUUCAUUAGUGUAAGUUCAGAUAAGAAGGGAGUAAUUUAUGAUGGAAAGACAGGUGAAAAGAUGGAUGAAUUUUCUUCUGCUGGUGGUCACACCGGCAGCAUUUAUGCUGUUAGUUGGAGCCCUGAUGGUAAACAGGUAUUGACAGUCUCUGCUGACAAGUCUGCAAAAGUCUGGGAGAUAGCAGAGAAUGGAAGUGGCAAGUUGAAAAAAACACUGCCAUCGACUGGUUCUGGAGGGGUAGAUAAUAUGCUAGUUGGUUGCCUUUGGCAGAAUAAUCUUCUUGUGACUGUGUCUCUGGGUGGCACAAUCAAUUUAUUUUCAGCAAGUGACGUAGAUCAAGCUCCAAAGUCAUUUUCUGGGCACAUGAAGAGCGUUACUUCACUUGUAUUUUUCCCCCAAGACAACCAGAAAAUCAUUUUAUCUAGCAGUUAUGAUGGAAUUAUAGUGAGAUGGAUACAGGGUGUUGGAUUUGCUGGACGAUUGGAGAGGAAGGAGAAUGUUCAAAUCAAAUGCUUUGCAGCAGUUGAAGGAGAGCUUCUGAUAUCUGGAUAUGACAACAAGGUUAGAAGAAUUUCCCUUAAUGGUGAUCAGUGUGGGGAUGCUGAACCACUAGAAGUUGGUGCACAGCCUAAGGAUCUGAAUAUUGCAGUUCAAUCUCCUGAGCUUGCUCUGGUUUCAACUGAUUCUGGGGUUGUUUUGCUUCGGGGCCCCAAAGUGGUGUCAACCAUCAAUUUUGGCUAUUUUGUGACGGCAUCUGCCAUAGCUCCUGAUGGUACUGAGGCUGUGGUGGGUGGGCAAGAUGGGAAAUUGCAUUUUUACUCAGUUCAUGGUGAUACUCUUACUGAGGAGUCAGUCAUUGAAAGGCACCGCGGUCCUAUCAGCGUCAUACGGUUUUCCCCUGAUGGAUCGAUGUUUGCUUCAGGGGACCUCAACCGUGAAGCUUUCGUUUGGGAUUGUGUCUCUCGAGAGGUGAAACUGAAGAACAUGUUGUACCACACUGCACGCAUAAAUUGCAUAGCAUGGUCUCUUGACAACCGCAUGGUGGCGACCGGCUCCCUCGAUACAUGCGUUAUCAUCUAUGAAGUGGACAAGCCUCCUUCAAAUCGAAUAACGAUCAAGGGGGCCCACUUGGGUGGUGUCUAUGGGUUGUCUUUUAGUGAUGAGACAAGCUUGGUGAGCUCAGGUGAAGAUGCAUGCAUCCGUGUCUGGACACUGACGCAGCAGUAGUGGCAUGUGUCUCAAUACUGUUCUGGCAUACACAGAUUGUUAUGUGCCACGUCAGCAAGAUGGGGCCUUUGUUCAUUGUGUGGCUCCUGGGCUUUGGUUGGUUGCUUAUUGUUGUACAAUUACAUCUUCUUUUUUUUGGGUAAAUAUGUUGUACAAUUACUUGUGUGAUGAGCGUGUUCCUUUUGGAGGUUUUGUGCUGUAUUUCCCAAGGAAUGUUUUUGUAUUUAUAUUCUGAUAUUGCAAUUGGUCAUGUGUUGUGCUUGAGAGUUUGAUGGAAUUGACAUGUUCUUGACAAUUUUAUGAAAUUUGUAGAUGGUGAGUUGAAACUGUGA
Molecule: messenger RNA, 2450 nt
Organism: Amborella trichopoda
Lineage: Eukaryota; Viridiplantae; Streptophyta; Magnoliopsida; Amborellales; Amborellaceae
Product: actin-interacting protein 1-2
Biological process (GO): actin filament depolymerization
Cellular component (GO): cortical actin cytoskeleton
Molecular function (GO): actin filament binding
Source: RefSeq, a predicted model, not a curated record